Dama dama (fallow deer) is the source of this 939-nucleotide messenger RNA. RefSeq names its product olfactory receptor 2B11-like. NCBI's taxonomy places the organism in Eukaryota, Metazoa, Chordata, Mammalia, Artiodactyla, Cervidae. Gene Ontology annotation, cellular component: membrane. The transcript has a single exon. The record is from RefSeq and is a predicted model, not a curated record. Gene Ontology annotation, biological process: G protein-coupled receptor signaling pathway. Gene Ontology annotation, molecular function: olfactory receptor activity; G protein-coupled receptor activity. The coding region runs from base 1 to 939 and encodes 312 amino acids.
AUGGAACUAAUUAACAAAAGCCAUCCUGAAGAGUUUAUUCUACUAGGCUUUGCUGACCGUCCUUGGCUAGAGCUUCCUGUAUUCAUUAUUCUGCUUAUAACAUACCCCAUGGCCAUGAUGGGAAACAUAGCCAUCAUUCUGGUGUCCAAAUUAGAACCCCGUCUGCACAGCCCCAUGUAUUUCUUCCUCACCAACCUCUCCUUUUUGGACAUGUGCUACACCACAAGCAUUGUCCCUCAGAUGCUCUUUAACCUGGGAACGUCUAAGAAGACUAUCAGCUAUAUGGGGUGUGCAGUUCAGCUUUAUUUCUUCCACAUAAUGGGGGGCACAGAAUGUCUGCUUUUGGCUGUUAUGUCUUUUGAUCGCUACGUGGCCAUCUGCAAGCCUCUACACUACACCCUCAUCAUGAAUCAGCGCGUCUGUAUCUUAUUAGUGGCCACCGUGUGGCUGAGUGGAAUGACCUAUGCUGUCUCAGAGGCCACUGUCACAUUACAGUUACCACUGUGUGGUCACAAUACCCUGGACCACUUGGUAUGUGAGAUUCCUGUUCUGAUAAAGACUGCCUGUGGUGAAAAGGGUGCUAAUGAGCUCACACUCUCUGUGGUAUGCAUUUUUUUCUUAGCUGUACCACUGUGCUUAAUUCUUAUUUCCUAUGCUUGCAUUGGACAUGCUGUAUUUAAGAUUAAAUCUUUGGAGGGAAGGAAAAAAGCCUUUGGGACGUGUUCCUCCCAUCUCAUAGUAGUUUUCUUAUUUUAUGGCCCAGCCAUUAGCAUGUACCUUCAGCCCCCCUCCUCCAUCUCAAGGGACCAGCCCAAGUUCAUGGCUCUCUUCUAUGGAGUGGUGACUCCUGCACUCAACCCUUUCAUCUACACUCUGAGGAAUAAGGAUGUAAAGGGGGCACUGGGCAACCUCAUGAGGAGUGUAUUCACUUGCAAGUGA